CUGAAGCCUCAGACUGCAGCUGGUUUUAGGUUUCAGUUAUUUGCAGGUGCAGUGAAGAAACAUAACGAGAACGUGUGCUUUUUUAAAUCUCCUCGUUCCGCCCUCUGCGAACGCAACUGCUGCAUGUUGUUUAUCUGCGAAUCGUGACCAUAGGUCUGACUUUAAGUUAUGCUUUUAUCGAAAGUGAAAGUAUGUCGCAGAUACAAAACGCGCCUUUAACUCGAUGGCAACAGUUCAAAACAGAUCAGACUACAUAGGACUAAACAGCAGCAUUUCUCUCUGACUCUGAGACUCUCUGAAGUCCUGAAGAUGAGGGACUGUGACUCUGAUGAAGAAUCCUCUGCAGCCAGUUUAGCUCAAAGUCAUCGAUCCAAAGAAUAUCCUCCAGAAUUCAGCACAGAACGCAAACCUUCAAAACUCUCUGAGGCACUGAAGAUGAGGGACUGUGACUCUGAUGAAGAAUCUUCUGCAGCCAGUUUAGCUCAGAGUGAUCGAUCCAAAGAAUAUCCUCCAGAAUUCAGCACAGAACUCAGUGCUGCUGGAAGAAGUGGUCAGACGUCUUCAAGCCGACUGCAGAUGCCAGGCACCCUGAAUGUGUUUGAAUCUGAAGCUCUGGCUUUUCUGAACAAAGCUCUGAAAACACACAAGAAGGUUCUUUCUGCAAAAUACAAAGGACUGUUUGAGAAAGACGAGCAGGAGGAUGAAGCUGGCGAAAAGCUGUUGCAGUGUGACAGUGAAACAAGUGAAGCAGCUCUGAGGGUCAUCCGCCAUAUCCUGGAGACCAUAAACCAUGAUGAACAUCCUCGGAUCCUGCAACAAAGUCAUUAUGAAACAGUUGAGAAGUACCAACGCAAACUGAGAUCUGCCUUGAAGAGGAAACAUGGCUGUUUGUUGGAGGUAAUAAAUGCAGAGCAGCAGCCGGUGCCUCUGAAAAAGAUUUAUACGAAGCUGUACUUGAUCGAGGGCGACAGUGGAGAGGUCAACAAUGAGCAUGAGGUGAGACAAAUCGAGGAUUCGUUCAACAAACAGAGGUCUUCUGAGACUCUGAUCGAGUGCGAGGAUGUCUUCAAGCCCUUACCCAACCAAAGACAACCAAUCAGGACGGUUCUCACCAAGGGAAUCGCCGGCAUCGGAAAGACUGUGUUGUCACAGAAGUUCAUCCUGGACUGGUCCGAUGACAAGACCAAUCAAGACAUCCAGCUCCUGUUUUCACUUCCGUUCAGGGAGCUAAAUCUGUUCAGGAAUCAAAAGGUGAGUCUGAUGGCGCUCCUGUACGAAUUCUGUCCAGGCCUAAAGGAAUCUGGGAUCAAAGACGUGACGGCAUAUAGAGUUCUGUUCAUACUGGACGGUCUUGAUGAAUGCAGGUUCCAGCUGGAUUUCAAAGACAGAUGUUCUGAUGCUGCACAGUCAGCCUCGGUUGAUGUGCUGCUCACAAGCCUCAUCGCAGGUCAUCUGCUACCAAAAGCCAACGUGUGGAUAACCACCCGACCUGCUGCUGCCAGCCUCAUCCCUACAGAGUACAUCAACCGGGUGACCGAGAUACGAGGCUUCAACAACCUGCAGAAGGAACAGUACUUCCACAAGAAACUCGAAGAUGAAGACCUGGCCAAAAGAGUCCUUGCAAACAUCAGAUCAGCCAGGAGUCUGUACAUCAUGUGCCACGUUCCGCUGUUCUGUUGGAUCUCCUCCAUUGUCCUGGGAAAAAUGUGUGCCAAAGCAGGAGCAGGGAAAAUGCCAAAGACCCUGACUCAGAUGUACAUCCACUUUCUGGCUCAUCAGACCACACAAAUGUUUGUCAAGUACAGCGAGGAGCAACAGCUGGACUCUGAAGGAAACGAUAUGAUUCUGGCACUGGGGAAGUUGGCUUAUCAGCAGCUGGAGAAGGGCAACCUCAUCUUCUACGAGGACGAUCUCAGAGAGUGUGACAUUGAUGUCAAAGAGGCCUCAGUCUAUUCAGGAGUCUUCACACAGGUGUUCAGGGAGGAGUCCUUCAUGCAGAGAAAAGUCUUCUGCUUUGUGCAUUUGUCUGUCCAGGAGUUUCUCGCUGCUUUGUACGUACAUGUGGUGUACAAGGUCCACAACUUAAACCUGAUGAAAAAAACAGAGAAGACGUCCCAAACCAAACUUGUAUCCGAACUGCACAAAGCUGCAGUGGACCGAGCCUUGCAGAGCGACAACGGCCACCUCAAUCUGUUCCUGCGGUUCCUCCUCGGACUCUCUCUGGAGUCUAAUCAGGGUCUGCUCAGAGACCUGAAGAUACAGGUGGAACCCAGCAAUGAUCAGAGUCAAGAGGAGACCAUAAAGUACAUCAAGGAGAAAAUACAGGAUGAGAGUCUCCCUCCAGUGAAGUGCAUCAACCUGUUCCACUGUCUGAAUGAAUUAAAUGAUGUUUCGCUGGUGGAUGACAUCCAGAACUGCCUUGACUCAGACCGAGACUCCGUGAUGGAUAAGUGCAGCUCUGCAGCUAACUGGGCAGCUCUGGUCUUUGUGUUGCUCACCUCGCCAGAGAGGUCGGAGGAGAUCCAGCUGAAGAAGUACUCCAGGACAGAGGAAGGUCUCAAGAGGCUCCUGCCAGCGAUCAAAGCUUCUACAUCAGCAAAGUUAAAUGACUGUAAUCUCACUUCGAACGCCUGCCAGAUGCUCUUCUCCGCUCUCAGCUCAGCAUCUUCACAACUAUGUGAAUUAGAUUUGACUGACAACAACAUACAAGACUCAGGUGUCGAGUUUCUCUGCAGCCGACUCCAAAGCCAACAGUUCAGGCUGAAGACGCUCAGCCUGAUCAGAUGCGGUCUCACCGGGAAAUGCUGUCAAAGUCUGGCUUCAGUUCUGAGCUUCAACUCAUCACAACUUCGAAACCUGAAUCUGAGUCACAACGACAUUGAAGACUCAGGAGUCCAGCUUCUCUGCCUUGGACUGGGAAACAAGAGCUGCAAACUGGAAACCCUCAGGCUGGCGUUUUGCAGCAUCACACAGGAAGGCUGUGUUUUUUUGGCCUCAGCAGUGAAGUCCAACCCAUCCCACCUGAGCGAGCUGGACCUGAGCAACAAUCACCUAGGAAAGUCUGGAGAAGAGAUGCUGUCUCAGGCUCUGCAGGAGGCACGCUGUGAAUUCAUCAAACUCGGAGUCAAGCAGAAUGCAGAACACUGGUUUAAACCAGGACUGAGGCAAUAUUCACGUGAGCUCACACUGGAUCUGAACACCACUCAGAAAUACCUCGUCGUCUCUGAAGACAAGCAGACUGUCAGCUGGAGCAGUAAGGAGCAGUCGUAUCCAGAUAACCCCGACAGGUUUGACUACUGGACCAUUGUCCUGUUCCAGCAAGGCCUGACCAGUCGCUGUUACUGGGAGGUGGAGUGGACAGGACAGUGGGCCGGCAUCGGUGUGACCUACAAGAGCAUCGGUCGCAAGGGGCCAGACAAUGAGUGCGUGCUGGGAUACAACAAGCUCUCCUGGUGUGUGCACUGCUCUGAUCACGGCUACCGAGCGUAUCACGACUUCGAAAGCAUCGUCCUUCCAGUGCCUCUAGCCCGCUCUCGGAGGGUGGCGGUUUAUCUGGACUGGGAGGGCGGCGUCCUCUCCUUCUACAGAGUUUCCUCUGGAGGCUCGCUGGUUCACCUGCACACCUUCCACGCCAAAUUCACCGAGCCUCUUUUCCCUGCGUUCAAGGUGUGGGGUGAGGGCUCGUCGCUGAGGCUGUGUCAGGUGGGAAAGAGCAACGGCGAAUGAAUAAAAACUAGCGAUUAGUGGGAGAUGAUGAAGUCUCCCUGAACAAUACUCUGGUAUUGUUCAGGAAAAGGAAGGAAAGAAGAGGAUAGGAUAAGGAAAGAAUCUUCAUUUAAACUGUGAAGAUAUUUUUUUUUUAAAAAAAAGGCUCUUAGAUGUCGCAUAACCCACCCAAACAGCCAAAUGUGUCACAGCUCAGGUUAGAACACUCAGUACAGGUAGAGACAAAUGGCAGCAAAAAAAAAAAAAAAAGUUUAUUUACAAAAACACCAAAGUCUAAGCAAAGCAGCGAACUACUGAACUAAACUAAGCUGAACUAACCAAGGUAGAGUACUCACACGGCAAGUGACUAAGUAGCGGGGGGUUGGCAGGCUCAGAGAGUUGACAUCUGGGUGAGACGGGCUGGAGAGGGCAGAGGAUGGCCGGCGAGGUGGAGCCGAUGUGUGUGAGGUCCAGGGAAGGACCAGUGGCUGUGGCUUGUCUGGGUAAGCUGGUAGAGUCCACGAAUGCAGUCAGAAGUCCAGGAGAGAGCUGCUGCAGCUCGGCAGGCAGGCAGAAUCCAUAAGGUCUCCGGUCUGAGGCCCGGGUAGGAGCCAGCAACAGCAGCUCAGCAGGCAGUGGACUGAGCGGACCAGCGGAAAAGUAUGGCAGAGGAAAACAGGAUUAAUUUGUGGUUUCACACGAGUAACAGGAAAACCUCAGACCUACUCACAACAGAGGUAGCACUGAGUGAAGAGCCAGGCUUUAUGCUCAAUGGUGAUUUGGAACAGGUGAGGCGUUUCCGCAGCCGCUUCCAAUGUGACCUGAUUACCGACGGCCAGGAGCAUAGCAAGAGGGGGGAGGUAGAGAGCAGAUUACAGAAUUCCACAAAAUGGCAGUUGUAUGACACAUAACUUGCCCAAACAGCUAAUCGUCUGCUCUGUUAAAGCCCAACUAGGAAACAUCCAAACAAUCCUGUUGUUGUAAUGACUCAUGACAACAUAAAAUGUAGUACAUGGACGGUAUCAAUAAACAACAAAAUCUGUCACAACAUCUUGGUGCAUCAUAGAAUCCCUUCUGGAUUGAACCUGAUUGGUCGUGGGUUCAUACACCAAGAAGACAAAGACUCCAGACUUCUUGACCAAGAAAAAGGAAUCUGGAGUUCUGGAACUGAUGGAGCGGUCAAGUCAAAGUUUGGACUUGAAUCCUAUUGAACAGAUCUGGAUUUAGUGAAUUCAACAAUAGAUCACACAAAAGUUUAAUCCUGAACAAGACUCUGGGGACAGAGAAACUAUUUGGAACUCAAUAACAAAAGAGACUGUCAAAAAGUACAGAACAUCUAUGCCCGCAAGAAUACAGGCGUUAUCAGGGCCAAAGGAGGUCAUACAAAAUAUUACGAUUUUUUGUAUAAGUACUGUUUAGUUGUUCCAGUUUGUUUUUUGCCUAAUAAAUAACAAUAGAAGUUUUAGUUUGAAACAGGUUUUUGACUGAUUUCUCAAAUAUUUGUUUUCUUGUUUUUAUAACAGGUGGUACAAUAGAUUUGUAAAGCACUGCAUCUAUAUUAAUUCAUAUCCAUUUCAUUUAUUCUUUUAUAUCCAAUGCAUACGUUUCCAUUGUCGUUUUUAGAAUCAGUCCUAGUUAUUCAUAUAGUCAUGUGUUUUUAUUAUUCAGAUAUGUUUGUGUGUGUGUAUAAGAUCCAUAACUCAUACAUAUGAUUUCAUAAUCACUCUGGGUUGGAGAAUGACAGUUACUAAUUGAUCAACUAAUUUGCAGUUUAGCUCACAGAAUUUUGUAGAUACAUUUUUGCAUUUACAUGUUAUUUGCUUUUACAGUGCCAAUAGAAAGUAUUCACUGCCCUCGGAUGUUUUGUCCUUUUUAUUUGCUUUUCAACAUUGAACCAUGAUCAAUUCAGCUGUUUUAUCAAGAAUUUAUAAUAAAAGUAAAAACAAAAAUUCACCCUCUUCCAGUCAGAAUUUAGUACAAACAUUCUGGUUGCAGUUGCAGCAUUGAGCCUGAGUGGAUAAAUGUCAAAUUUUACCACAUUCUUCUUUAAAAAACUGCUCGAGCUCUGAGGUUACAAAGGAAUUAAUACUUUUCAUCGGCACCGUUUCCAUUUUUUGUUUUAACGCUGCACCUUCUGUGAAAUAAAGUCAACAUAAACAUGA
Acanthochromis polyacanthus (spiny chromis) is the source of this 5867-nucleotide messenger RNA. Its product is annotated as NACHT, LRR and PYD domains-containing protein 3-like. Bases 310 to 3726 code for a protein of 1138 amino acids. NCBI's taxonomy places the organism in Eukaryota, Metazoa, Chordata, Actinopteri, Pomacentridae. The record is from RefSeq and is a predicted model, not a curated record. Gene Ontology annotation, molecular function: protein binding. The transcript has 11 exons.